AUGUGUUCUAGGAACAUCUGGAUAGCACGUAAUGAUAUAGAUUUCUCUCAAGGGACUUUCUCAGUUUCUCAAAUUUUGAAGAAAGCAGAUUGUGAUUUUGUUUUGUGUCUGGAGAACUUUUCAGGAAAUUACGACAUUCAAGAUUCUAUCGUGCAAACAUGGUCUCCUCCUGAUUAUCCUUUCAUUAAAAUAAACGUUGAUGCAACAUUUAUUCCCAAUAAGGGUGCAGCAGGAGCAGUGGCGCAAGAUGAAAAUGGCAGAUUUCUGGGUUGUGCCUCCACCACUUUUGAUUGUACUUCCUCUUUGUUAGAAGAAACUAUUGCCUGCAGAUUAGGUGUGGAGUUUGGUUUGAAUAACAACUUCUCAAGAAUCAUUAUUGAAGGAGAUGCGACCAACGUGACUGCUGCUGUUCAAGGAGAUAUGUGGGACAUCCCUUAG
Messenger RNA from Papaver somniferum (opium poppy), 438 nucleotides. RefSeq lists its product as uncharacterized. Gene Ontology annotation, molecular function: nucleic acid binding; RNA-DNA hybrid ribonuclease activity. Lineage: Eukaryota; Viridiplantae; Streptophyta; Magnoliopsida; Ranunculales; Papaveraceae. The record is from RefSeq and is a predicted model, not a curated record. Bases 1 to 438 code for a protein of 145 amino acids. The transcript has a single exon.